Molecule: messenger RNA, 276 nt
Organism: Parathielavia appendiculata
Lineage: Eukaryota; Fungi; Ascomycota; Sordariomycetes; Sordariales; Chaetomiaceae
Exons: 1
Coding region: 1-276 (91 amino acids)
Source: RefSeq, a predicted model, not a curated record
AUGCCCGUGGACCUGGGUUUGCGUCCGUAUGUGAUUGCCCUCGGCCGUCGCUGGCUGCUGGAACGAGACGUGCGCGACGAUGCCCGCCAUGUCAUCCACGCCCGGGAAUUUGACAGGGAGCGCCGUCUUAGGCUGCUGCGGCUGAAAAAGUUUCAAGGAAAUCAAUGGUUCUCCCGCUACAUGCGCCUUUUCCGACGCAUUUGGCCCGAGAGACCGGGCGUGUCGGCGAAUUGGUACGACGAUUGGCAUAGCUGGUCCCUGGCUGAGACGACGUAG